UAACGCCCCACUCACUCCCACCGCCUCCCUCAAUCAACAUCGUUCGACAGCCUGACAAAACGCGGCUUCUCUCUCUCUCGCUCGCUGGCUGUCCCUUCUCUCCGAGCUAAAAUUAGCAAACCCCCUGUCGAAACGAGCUCGUUUCAAGAAAAACAGAAAAACCGUCGACGGACAGGAAAGGAGAGCACCCCAUUUGUUCCUUGGAGAUCGAUCGACCGACCGACUCGAUUUCGAGAUUGGUCUCCGGCGAGCCCCGGCAAGAAGCACAGCAGAAGAAGAAGAAGAAGAAGAAGAAGAAGAAGAGUCUUGCGAUGGCCCCCAAACCGCUCCCCUGGGGUUGCCUCCUGUUGUCUUUCCUGCUCAUCGGCGUGGCUUCUUCCUCUUUCAUUCACGAUGGCGUCUUCGAAUCUCGGGAAGCUGCUGGCCGUAGCCUCCUUCAGGCCAAAAAGAGUUGCUCUGUUGACUUCGAGAACCAGAACUACACAAUCCUCACGAGCCAGUGCAAGGGACCCCAAUACACAGCCAAGCUCUGCUGUCAAGCUUUCAAAGAAUUUGCGUGUCCCUUCACGGAUCAAAUAAAUGACCUCACAACUGAUUGUGCUUCGACCAUGUUCAGCUACAUUAACCUCUACGGAAAAUACCCUCCAGGACUCUUUGCUAAUGAAUGCAAAGAAGGAAAAGAAGGUCUCGACUGUAGCACGGUACCACCACCAGCUGCAGCUCUGAAGGACUCUGUCAACACGAGUGGAGGCGAGUUAGUGGCAAAACAGUCUUUGUCGUUGAUGUUCUUGGGUGGGUUUGUUACGCUUCUGCUUCAGCAUUUCUGAAGUAAAUUGCCUGUGUAAAAAAAAAUGUGAAGGUAUCAUCCUGCGGGCUUAUAUACUUUGUCCAGGUGGUGUGGCCUUUCCUCCCCAAUGUCAUAGAGCGCUGCUAUUCUUUUAUAAGAGAUGUCUUAAAUUAUGGCUAGAUCAUAUGACUCUGCAUAGUCUCUGCCGAUCGUAGUUCCAUUGUUUUCACAGGGUGAUUGCAGAUGGCUUUGAUUUCCCCUUUUUGUUUGUAAUUCAAAAUGUUUUGUCAAGUACCUUGUAUUUUCAAGUUCAUCUCACACGGGAUAUUCUUUGUAUCUAUGGGUGGCUUCUGAAACCGUUUCAUUAGUUGAUGGAAAGGUCCAAUGAGAUCUUCCUACUCGCUGAGAAGUGUGUCUGCA
Molecule: messenger RNA, 1207 nt
Organism: Eucalyptus grandis
Lineage: Eukaryota; Viridiplantae; Streptophyta; Magnoliopsida; Myrtales; Myrtaceae
Product: GPI-anchored protein LLG1
Exons: 3
Coding region: 312-827 (171 amino acids)
Source: RefSeq, a predicted model, not a curated record